Solea senegalensis (Senegalese sole) is the source of this 584-nucleotide messenger RNA. Its product is annotated as protein PXR1-like. The coding region runs from base 77 to 427 and encodes 116 amino acids. The record is from RefSeq and is a predicted model, not a curated record. Lineage: Eukaryota; Metazoa; Chordata; Actinopteri; Pleuronectiformes; Soleidae. The transcript is spliced from 4 exons.
UCCUGUGUGUGUGUGCGUGAGAAAAACAGUCAGUCUGCGGUCAGCUGUUUGGAAAAGCUCACCAAAGGGAGACACGAUGGAUUUUAACCUGGCUUCAGCCGUGGAUGAAGAAGCGAUAAAGAGUGAGGAUGCUCAGAAAGAUGAGAUCAGUUGGCCCUGGGGCAAGAAAGACGGCAAGGAUAAGGACAAGGGCAAAGAUAAGGGCAAAGAUAAGGAUAAGAAAGACCAUAAGGACAAGUGUGGCGAUAAGGACAAGUCUGACAAGAGCAAGUGUGACAGUAAGGACAAGUCACACAAGAAGCACAAGAAGGACAAGGAGGGCAAGAAGGACAAGAAGGACAAGGAGGGCAAAGAGCGUAAGGAGGGCAGUGGAUCAGACAACUCAUCUUCCUCUUCAUCUACCUCUUCCAGUAGUGAGGACGACUGAUGUUUCCUGGGGGACAGGACUGCUCUGUUAGUCUCAUAUUGUCGUGUUUGUGUGUGUUUGUGUAUUUCUAGACUCCUUGUCACAGAAACAUAAUAAUGUGUGUUGUGUUUACCAGCAUACUAAUGCCUACAAAGUAAAUUUUCUGACGACAAACAAA